Molecule: messenger RNA, 4684 nt
Organism: Dicentrarchus labrax (European seabass)
Lineage: Eukaryota; Metazoa; Chordata; Actinopteri; Moronidae
Exons: 2
Coding region: 3222-4238 (338 amino acids)
Source: RefSeq, a predicted model, not a curated record
CCCAUCAUCAGCCCCGGAUCAUCCCCCCUGCUGUGAGGAGACACACCAGCUCAGCCCGGACCCUACACUAACCACACGCCCACCACCUCACCACUGUGAAACAGAACCAGCUGAGGCCACUUUCCCCCUCCUCAGUCCCUGCCCAACAACCCCUUAUACAGCAUCGGCAACAGAGCCAUGGAGCAGCACGUCCCCCUCCCCAUCCACAGCAGCAGAGCUAUGCUGCAGCUGUAGCCCGGCCUGCUGUCACAGCCCCUCCCCCUGCUACCUGUGAGCUGAGAGACAUCAGGGAGAUGCUGCACACCCUGUGUACCCGGCUUCUGUCCAGCUAAGAUAUAUUUACUCAGAGCACUUUCCCAUUUGAGUUACAAAACAACAUGGACAUAUAUUUGUUAGUUAGUAAUAGUAAUAGUAAUAGCAAUAGUAGUAGUCAGUACAAUGGUAAUAUUAUUGAAAAUAGUACAUCUCCAUGGAAUUAAUAUCAAAUUAUUAUUUUAAAUAUAUAGAUAGUAGAAGGUUUUUUAAAUAUUUGUCUCACUAUACAGGUUCAUUUUGAUUGUUUUCUUUUUGAUGCGUUCAUUUCAUAUAAGCUGUUGGAAUAUUCAGGGUCUCCACUCCUCAACCUUUGAGCUGAAGAGUGGAAACCCUGAGUUCAUGAAAUCUAUCAAAGACGUUGAUAUCAUUGUAUUGACAGAAACAUGGUGUCAAGAUGAUUUGCUCACUCACUGUCCCCCCGGAUAUAAUGAAGUCAUGGUGCCCUCCAUUAAACUAAAAAACAUGCAAGGGUAGAACAUCGGGGGGGGAUUUUGGUGUGGUAUAAAGGAGAUCCUUGCAAUCAGAUCUCACCAGUAAAACAGGGCAAAUCGCACAUUUGGUUGAGGUUAGAUCAAACCCUAGACAUAACCGAUAGGGAUCUAUACCUCUGUGCAAUUUACAUACCCCCAGUGGAUUCUCCAUAUUUUGAAGAGGACAUUUUUGACACCCUGAAUUCAGAAAUUGCCUAUUUCCAGGCCCAGGGAAAUGUACUUCUAACUGGAGAUCUAAAUGGACGUACAGGAAUUGAACCUGAUAUCACACAGGGCAACAACUAUGUAUUUGGUCAGGCCCCCCUGUUUACCACACCAAACAUCACCCGUCGGAAUAACCUUGACUCAAUAUUAAAUCAAAGUGGCAUCUCUGUCGGGCCUUAGGCUUGUACAUAGUUAAUGGUAGGUUCAGAGGGGACUCUUUAGGGAGUUUCACAUACUCCUCAGCUCUUGGGUCUAGUGUUGUAGACUAUGCCAUCACUGACAUGGACCCCUCAACUAUCAGUGCAUUCACUGUCAGACAGCAAUCCCCCCUUUCAGACCACAACCAAAUUUAUGUGUUCUUUAAAUUGUCAGGUCAAAUUAGUGACACAAAAAGGGAACCCAGUAAGCUGUAUAAAUGAAAUCCUUCUUACAGAUGGGCCCCAGACAGUGGAGACAAAUUCAUCAAGGCUUUGAACUCCCCUGAUCUGAUGAAUUACAUAUCAAUAUAUACUCACAAUCAAUGUAUCCCUACCAGAGAUGGGGUAAACAAGGCCAUUGAGGAUAUCAAUAUGAUAUUUCAUAAGGCAGCUAUUAGGGCUGACCUCAUAAAGCAAAGAAGGAGACCUGUUAAAAGGCAAAAUACUGACAAAUGGUUUGAUCAAUAAUGCAAAACAAUCAGAAAAGAGCUGAGAAAAAUAGCAAAUGAGAAACAUCGCCAACCGAACAACUCAGCCCUGCGCAUUCGAUACAAUGAAAUUUUAAAUACAUAUAAAUACACAAUUAGGAUCAAAAAACAAAAUUAUACCCAAUUGAAACUUGAAGAUAUUGAGAAUGCCAUUAACCAAAAUCAAUACUCGGAUAUGUCGAACAAGUUCAACACAAAGCAACAGCAGACAUAACCCAUCCAAAAUGGUGAAAUCUGGAAUAAUGGAAUAAUCACAUUUUGAAAAUCUGUACAAAGACAUACCAAUCAAUCAAAUUAAUUCAGAUCAAAGUAUUAUGAAAGAAAAACUCCAAAAAUUAGAAGAAACAAUGAAAGACAACCAAAACCCCCUUGAUUUCGAAAAUUACUGGGAAGAAAUAACCACACAGACAAAAUGUCUGAAGCCAAGGAAAGCCUGUGGUCCAGACAGCAUCAAAAACUGCUCAAAAGAAAUGCUCAAAAGCAGCACCCCAGAAAUGCAGGGUGCAGUGUUACAUUUGUUCAAUGUUUUACUACAGGCAGGAUGUUUUCCCAACCUCUGGUGCAAAGGGCUCAUUUCCUCCAUUCAUAAGAGUGGGGACAAAUCAGACCCUAAUAACUACAGUGGCAUCUGUGUCAGCAGCUGUCUAGGUAAACUAUUCUGUAGUAUUCUUAAUACAAGAAUACUAGAUUUCCUUGAGGAACAGUCAAUCUUAAGUAAAAGUCAGAUUGGCUUCCUGCCAAAACACCGCACCACCGACCAUGUAUAUACCCUUCACACUUUAAUCAACAAACAUGUACAACAAACUAAGAAUGGAAAAAUAUUCACCUGCUUUAUUGAUUUCAAGAAAGCUUUCGACUCUUAUUUGGCAUGAAGGGCUCUAUUACAGACUUUUAAACUGUGGUAUAGGUGGCAAAAUGUAUGAUCUGGUUAAAUCAAAGUAUUUGGAAAACAUGUGUGCUGUUAAAAUUGGAGACAAACUAACUGAUUUCUUCCCCCAGAGAAGAGGCGUUCGGCAGGGUUGCAAUCUUAGUCCGACUUUAUUUAAUGUGUGAAAUGAACUGGCUGUUGAGUUGGAUAAAUGCGCUGCUCCGGGCCUCUCCCUCCUAGAUAGAGAGGUGAAGUCUCUGUUUUAUGCUGAUGACCUUGUUCUACUGUCUCCUACUGAACAAGGACUACAGCUACAGCUGGACGUAGUAGAAAAGUACCGUCAGAACUGGGCCCUGGCAGUAAACAUGAAGAAAACCAAUGUCAUGAUCUUUCAAAAACGCCCCAGGUGUCAUGAGAACAAACACCAAUUUACCAUCAAUAAUCAUGUCAUUGAACACAGCAUGAGUUAUACAUACCUUGGAAUAACUAUAAUAGCAUCAGGGAGUUUCAACAUGGCAGUGAAUGCUCUAAAAGAAAAAGCUCGAAGAGCUCUAUAUGCAAUUAAGAGAACAUUUUAUAAUUUCCAUAUUCCAAAAAAAAUCUGGCUUAAAAUAUUUGAUAGUGUCAUCCAGCCCAUUGCGCUGUACGGUAGUGAAGUAUGGGGUCCACUCAGUCAUCAGAACUUUACUUGUUGGGACAAACAUCCAACAGAAUCUCUACAUGCAGAAUUCUGCAGAUACACGUACACAGAAACACACCAACAAAUGCAUGUAGAGCAGAAUUAGGCAGAUACCCACUGAUAAUUAACAUUCAGAAGAGAACGCUCAACUUUUUUAACCACCUGAAAUCCAGCCCCAGAGACACCCUCCACUCCAAAGCCCUCCAAACCCAAGAGCCGAGCACAGAAAAGAGUCCCCUAUGUCAGUUGGUACUGAGACUAACUGCCCCCUCUCAGACACACUCUGACCAGCCUCACAACAACACUGCUCUACAAACAGUAAUCAGAGUAAAGCAAAUUAUAGCACAAUGUAAAGAAAGCUAUCUGGACCAUUGGGAAGAAACAACUAAAAUCCAAAGUAGAUUGGAAUGUUAUCUUGCCCUUAAAAGAGAUUGUGAAUUAGCAGAAUAUCUCUUUACUGUCAGAGAUAGAAAGCAGAGACAGAUCCUAACCAAUUACAGGCUCAGUGACCACAAACUGGCAAUCGAAACAGGAAGACACAAAACGCUCAACUUUUUUAACCACCUGAAAUCCGUACGCAGAGACACCCUCCACUCCAAAGCCCUCCAAACCCAAGAGCCGAGCCCAGAAAAGAGUCCCCUAUGUCAGUUGGUACUGAGACUAACUGCCCCCUCUCAGACACACUCUGACCAGCCUCACAACAACACUGCUCUACAAACAGUAAUCAGAGUAAAGCAAAUUAUAGCACAAUGUAAAGAAAGCUAUCUGGACCAUUGGGAAGAAACAACUAAAAUCCAAAGUAGAUUGGAAUGUUAUCUUGCCCUUAAAAGAGAUUGUGAAUUAGCAGAAUAUCUCUUUACUGUCAGAGAUAGAAAGCAGAGACAGAUCCUAACCAAUUACAGGCUCAGUGACCACAAACUGGCAAUCGAAACAGGAAGACACAAAACAUCAUGGCAACCAAAAGAAAACAGAAAAUGUGGUCACUGUUCGAGGUGAGGUUGAGACAGAGAUGCACUUUCUCCUACACUGUACAAAAUUAAAUAAUACUAGAAAAAUGUAUUUGAACAAGUUUCAGCUCUUUGAUACCAGAUUUCAAAGAGCUGAACAACCUCUCCAAAUUAAAAAUACUCCUCGGAGAAGGAGAGCAGACACACCUUGCUGCCCAGUAUGUAUUAACAUGCCACAACCUGAGGGACAGUAAGUGAUCGAGGCACACACACACACACACACACACACACACACACACACACACACACACACACACACACACACACACACACUGUAUAUAACUAAUAUAAUUUUCAUAAUGUAUAUAUCUUUGAUUUAUUUUAUUGUAUUUGAAUACUUUGCUUUGGCAACAAAGCCCAUUUUGAAUUUGAAUUUGAAUUGAGAAAAAGUCAAAUUAUUGCAGCAAAAUAUGUCUCCUCAUGCCACGAACAGAG